GCUAUUUUAGAAAAACCCAUUAACUCAUUCCAUUUGGCAGUAUUGCAAUCAGGUUCAAUGAAAAAGACGAUACAACAGAUACUAAUUACGGCCUGCCAAUAAUGAGUCGUCUUAGCUAAGAUGGGAAGUUAACUCGCGCGUAUAUAUAAAUUUUAGUUGUGUUAAGAGUUGUUUAUCGAUCGGAAAAGUUGGCUAAAAAGACAGCUAGCCGGGCAUAUGGGGGCCAGAGGUGGCAUUUUCCGGCAUGCGGAUCGCCUGGACAUGUUGCUGAUGCUGUUGGGGACUUUGGGAAGCAUCGGAGAUGGGUUGCAGAACCCGCUGACGAUGCUCAUUCUAAGCGAUGUGAUAAAUGACUACGGAAGUGGCAGUAAUUUGACGAACGAUGUUGUGGACAAGCAUGCACUCAAGCUACUCUAUGCUGCAAUUGGAGUCGGACUUUCCGCUUUUGUAGAAGGGCUAUGUUGGGCAAGAACCGCUGAGAGACAGACUUCUCGGAUGAGAAUGGAGUACCUGAAAGCUGUCCUAAGACAAGACGUUAGUUUCUUUGACAACCAAGCUGCUGGUACUUCAACAACCAACCAAGUUGUGACACUCAUCACCUCGGACGCCAAUUCAAUCCAAGUUGCUUUAUGUGAGAAGAUACCUGACUGCCUUGCUUACAUGUCGACUUUCUUCUUCUGCCACAUAUUUGCCUUCACACUUUCAUGGAGGCUUACACUGGCGGCUAUACCACUUUCAGUAAUGUUCAUUGCGCCAGGACUUAUGUUCGGAAAUAUCAUGUUGGGCCUGAUAAUGAAGAUGAUUGAAUCUUAUGGAGUCGCUGGAGGGAUUGCAGAGCAAGCAAUUUCUUCAAUAAGAACUGUAUAUUCUUAUGUGGGUGAGCAUCAGACACUUGAAAGAUUCAACCGUGCACUUCAGACAACUUUGGAAUUUGGAGUAAAACUAGGAUUUGUAAAGGGAUUGUUGUUGGGGAGCAUGGGAAUUAUAUAUGUGGGUUGGGGUUUUCAGGCUUGGGUUGGGACUUAUUUGGUUACUCAAAAACAUGAAAAGGGUGGACACGUGUUCGUAGCAGGGUUUAAUGUACUCAUGGGAGGAUUGAGUGUUUUGAGUGCGCUCCCAAAUCUAACUGGGAUUACGGAGGCAACAACUGCUGCCUCCCGGAUUUCCGAGAUGAUCGAUCGGGUUCCUACUAUAGACUCUGAAGAAAAAAAGGGGAAAGCUUUAUCAUAUGUGAGAGGAGAAAUCGAAUUUAAAGACAUAUAUUUUAGUUAUCCAUCAAGACUUGAGACACCGAUCUUACAAGACUUCAAUCUUAAGGUUCCAGCAGGUAAAAAAGUAGGUCUUGUUGGGGGCAGUGGUUCAGGCAAGUCCACAGUCAUUGCAUUGCUUGAAAGAUUUUACGACCCCAUUGAAGGAGAUAUACUCUUGGAUGGCUACAAAAUAAGAAAACUUCAGCUGAAAUGGUUGAGAUCCCAACUAGGCCUAGUAAAUCAGGAACCUGUUCUAUUUGCAACAUCCAUUAUAGAGAAUAUAAUAUUUGGUAAAGAAGGAGCUUCAACGGAUAGUGUCAUAAGUGCAGCCAAAGCAGCAAAUGCGCAUGACUUCAUCACCAAGUUACCAGAUGGAUAUGAAACUCAAGUCGGCCAAUUUGGAUUCCAAUUGUCUGGAGGUCAGAAGCAACGAAUUGCUAUAGCUAGAGCUCUACUCAGGGAUCCAAAAAUCCUACUGCUCGAUGAAGCCACUAGUGCUCUGGAUGCACAAUCUGAACGGAUAGUACAAGAGGCAAUUGAUCAGGCAUCGAAAGGGCGGACAACAAUCAUUGUUGCUCAUCGCCUGUCCACGAUUAGGACUGCGAACCUGAUUGUGGUCCUUCAAGCUGGCAGAGUAGUUGAAUCAGGUUCACACAAUGAGCUGAUGCAGAUAAAUGGUGGACAAGGUGGGGAAUAUUCCAAGAUGGUGCAGUUGCAGCAGGUGGCAAUGCAAAAUGAAGAUUCCAACAUUCCCAGUUAUCCAGUAGAGGGAAGAAGCCACCACAGAAGGAGCAUCCCAUCAAGCCCAAUCAGCGUGAGAUCAAGCACUUACAGCUCUCCAAUGUAUCCCUUAAGCCAGGCAUUUUCCAUGGGCACACCAUACUCCUAUUCCAUCCAAUAUGACCCUGAUGAUGACAGUGAUGAAGAAUAUGUAAAGAAAUCUUCCUAUUCUUCUCCUUCCCAGUGGCGUUUACUAAAAAUGAAUGCACCUGAGUGGGGAAAAGCCGUGCUUGGAUGCUUGGGAGCCUUAGGCUCUGGAGCAGUACAACCCAUAAAUGCCUACUGCGUGGGAUUACUCAUAUCAAUCUAUUUCCUCCCUGAAUCCGAAAUGAAGUCUAAAUCCAGAGUCUUGUCCCUUGUUUUCUUAAGCAUUGGUGCUUUCAACUUUUUCACCAAUAUCCUCCAACACUACAAUUUUGCAGUUAUGGGAGAAAGGUUGACAAAAAGGGUACGAGAGAAUCUACUAGAGAAACUAAUGACCUUUGAGAUUGGCUGGUUUGAUCAAGAUGAGAACACAAGUGCAGCCAUUUGUUCAAGGUUAGCUACUGAAGCCAACAUGGUCCGGUCGCUUGUCGGGGACCGGCUGUCAUUGCUGGUCCAAGCAAUUUUUGGGGCAACCUUUGCUUACAUUCUAGGACUAGUCCUCACAUGGAGGCUAUCCCUUGUAAUGAUUGCUGUGCAGCCGUUGGUUAUUGGGAGCUUUUACUCGAGGAGUGUCUUGAUGAAGAGUAUGGCUGAGAAAGCCCGGAAAGCACAAAAGGAAGGAAGUCAAUUGGCAAGCGAAGCAGUCAUUAACCAAAAAACUAUAACUGCUUUCUCUUCUCAGAAAAGAAUAUUGGGGCUCUUUGGGGCAACCUUAAGCGGUCCUAGGAAGGCAAGUGUUAAACAGUCGUGGGUUGCUGGUUUUGGCCUCUUUAGCUCCCAAUUUUUUAACACAGCUUCGACAGCUUUAGCAUUCUGGUAUGGUGGGAGGCUGUUGACUCAAGGACUAAUAGAACCAAAGCACCUUUUUCAAGCAUUUUUGAUAUUGCUAUUCACUGCUUAUAUCAUUGCCGAAGCUGGGAGCAUGACAAGUGAUAUAUCUAAAGGAAGUAGUGCCAUUCAAUCAGUUUUGGCUAUUCUUGACAGGAGAACGGAGAUUGAUCCAGAGAGCACAGAUGGACUACACAUUAAAAGAAAAAUAAAAGGACGUGUGGAGCUUAGAAAUGUUUUCUUUGCAUAUCCAGCAAGACCUGAGCAGAUGAUCUUUAAGGGCUUGAGCCUUAAGAUUGAUGCAGGCAGAACAGUGGCGCUGGUGGGGCAAAGCGGUUCUGGCAAAUCUACCAUUAUCGGGCUUAUUGAGAGGUUUUAUGAUCCUUUGAAGGGAUCCGUCUAUAUAGAUGAACAGGAUAUUAAGAACUUUAAUUUGAGAAUGCUGAGGUCACAUAUUGCAUUAGUCAGUCAGGAGCCAACUCUUUUUGCUGGAACCAUACGUGGAAAUAUUGUCUAUGGGAAAGAGAAUGCUACAGAGUCCGAGAUCAAAAAAGCUGCAGUUCUUGCCAAUGCUCAUGAAUUUAUAAGUGGAAUGAAAGAUGGGUAUGACACAUACUGUGGAGAAAGAGGAGCUCAGCUAUCAGGUGGUCAGAAACAGAGGAUAGCACUAGCCCGUGCAAUACUAAAGAACCCUUCAAUCCUUCUGUUGGACGAAGCUACCAGUGCACUUGAUAGUGUGUCAGAGAGUCUAGUUCAAGAAGCACUCGAGAAGAUGAUGGUUGGCAGGACAUGUGUAGUUGUUGCUCACCGGCUGUCGACAAUACAGAAAUCCAACUCCAUUGCUGUGAUCAAGAAUGGAAAGGUUGUGGAACAAGGCUCACAUAACGAACUCAUUUCCUUAGGUCCCGGUGGAGCAUACUAUUCUCUAAUAAAACUACAAGGUGGCAGCUCUCCUAACCGAUGAACUGGAUGCAUGUUUGGGAUUGUGUUCAAGUGCUUAAAAAGCUUGAAUUUAUAGACAAAUUUUAUUUCUCAA
This is a messenger RNA of Alnus glutinosa, 4038 nucleotides long. Its product is annotated as putative multidrug resistance protein. The transcript has 7 exons. Gene Ontology annotation, molecular function: ATP hydrolysis activity; ABC-type transporter activity; ATP binding. The record is from RefSeq and is a predicted model, not a curated record. Gene Ontology annotation, biological process: transmembrane transport. Lineage: Eukaryota; Viridiplantae; Streptophyta; Magnoliopsida; Fagales; Betulaceae. Gene Ontology annotation, cellular component: membrane. The coding region runs from base 217 to 3966 and encodes 1249 amino acids.